GACAGAAGGGCAAGAGUAACAGCAGAAUGAAGGUCGACCAAGGAGAAAGAGGAGAAAAUGUAGUACUUCACUAAGACCAGAAGAGGUCAACACACUUCAGUCUAACAGAGGUCUGGAACAACUAUAUAGACGGACGGAAGGUGGAUGGAUGAACAGAUGGAUUAGCGGAGGAGGUGUGCGUACCCUGCAGUGUGGAAGGAGACCAUUGGGAAUAGACCUUACUAAACACCUUGACCUACAAAAACUGCAUUGCAUUUUGCAUUGAUGCAUUUGGCAGAUGCAGGUAUGCACAUUGCCUGGAAUCAAACAAACAGCCUUGGCACUUUUGAGCUACAGGAACAUUCACAUGGCCAGACAAAACAUUAAACAUAGACAAACAAAUCUGCAUUCCAAGUGUUUCCCUACUGAUAAAAAUUGGUUUCUUGACUUUCAAAAAUUGCAUUGGAUUUUGCAUUAAUGCAUUUGGCAGAUGCAUGUAUGUACAUUCUCUGGAACCAAAUGCACAACCUUGAGCUACAGGAACAUUCACACAAGCAAAAAAUAAGAAAAACACAGAUACAUUGCUAGUGUUUCUUUACCGAUAAAACGAAAUGCAUCACAUUUUGCAUUUAUGCAUUUGGCAGAUGCAAGUAUGUGUGUUCAAACACACAACCUUGACAUUGCUGAGCUGCAGGAACAUUAACAUAACCAGAAGAUAAGAUAAACACACCACAAACACAACUACAUUUCAAUUUUUUCUCUGCUGAUAAAACUGUUAAGAAAGUCACGCAUGUUGUCCAACAAAAACUGCUUUACAUUUUGCAAUGAUGCGUUUCGCAGAUGCAAUUAUGUCAGUUGCCUGAAAUCAAAUGCACAACCUUGGCAUUACUGAGCUAUAGGAACACUGGAAAAGCCAGAAAAUAAGCUAAACACAAAAACUGCAUUCCAUUUGAACAUCUCGAACUACAAAAAUCCCAUUGCAUUAAAUAAGCUAAACACAGAAAUUGCAUUGCAUUUUGAACAUCACAAACUACAAAAAUUCCAUUGCAUUUUGCAUUAAUGCAUUUUGCUGAUGCAACCAUGUGCACUGCCAGAAAUUAAACACACAACUUUGAGCUACAGGAACAUUCACACAAACAGAAAAAAAGAUAAGACACAUACCUUCAUUCCUAAUGUUCAUCUACCAAUAAGACCAUCAGAAAAUCACACAUCUUGACUCACAAAAAAUUGCUUUGCAUUUUGAACAUCUCAAACAAGAAAAACUGCUUUGCAUUUUGGCAUUAUUGAGCUUCAGGAACAUUCAGAAUGCCAGAAAAACAGACAGAAAUUCUAGUGAUUUUCUGCUGAUAAGUAGAAAUCACCCAAAUACAAACAAAAUGAUAUCUCAGAUAGCACUGGCUGUGAUGCUCUCUGUUAUUAUCCUACUCACUGUCAGUGGAAAUAUUUUGGUUUGUCUGGCUGUGUACGUGACCAGACGCCUACGUAACGUCACCAACUGCUUCAUCGUCUCAUUAGCGGUUACGGACUUUUUACUGGGUGCUCUCGUGCUGCCGUUUUCCACUCUUUACCAAGUUACGGGCGAGUGGCCACUGGGGGCGCACUUCUGCAACAUCUACAUUUCGCUAGACGUCAUGCUAUGCACCGCCUCCAUACUCAAUCUCUUCGCUAUCAGCUUGGACCGGUACUUUGCGGUCACUGCCCCGUUGCGUUAUCCAAUGCUAGUGCUUCCGUGGCGAGUUGGUGUGAUUUUAGCGACAAUCUGGCUGGUUUCUGUUGGUGUUUCAUUUGUACCUAUCCACCUAGGCUGGAAUACACGAGACUUAAGUGUGCAAAAUAUUCGUGAGGGCGACCCUGCGCGAGACUGCCGGUUUGAGUUAAAUCCAACGUAUGCAGUGGUCGACGCCUUUGCGACAUUUUAUCUUCCCCUGGUGGCCAUGUGCUGGAGCUACCACCAAGUUUUUCGCAUCGCAAGGACACAGGCAAAAAGGAUAAUUUCUACGCAACGGGGUUCGUCAUCUUCAACAGGAGCGACGACACUCACCCUGCGUGAGCACAAAGCCACAGUGACGCUAGCAGUGGUGCUUGGCGCUUUUGUGGUGUGCUGGUUCCCAUAUUUCACAUUUUUUACGAUAAUGGGAAUACGUAACGAAGACAACCCGCCACGGACAGUGCAGUCAGUGGUGCUUUGGCUAGGAUACGCAAACUCUGCCCUAAACCCAGUACUUUACGCCACACUCAAUAGAGACUUCAGGUCGGCUUAUGCCAAGUUGCUCUGCGGAGGACGAGGAUGUAAAACGAAGACGAGAAUUCCGAUGGCAACAAUGGGGGAGGGGCCAAUGGGUGGACACGCCCCUCUGCCAAACAGGGCGGGGCUUCUGCCUAGAACUUGUGUGCUGCUGCAAGAGAUCGAAAAUGGGAAGAUGGUCGACAGCAACACAAUAACUGGUGCUACAGUUACCAUUAUAGCUAAUGGGAAUAAAAGGUAGUAGAAGUACAAGUUCUUUUCCCCGUUACAACAGAGAUUGAAUGAAUUUAAUGUGCUGUUGUUUUGUCUUAUUGUCUUCGUAUCUGCUCAUUUAUUUAUCUGUCAGCAGCCUACAGGGAACCCAAGUAUUAAGACAGAGUAAUUAAAAAUACACGCAGAAAGUACAAAUGCAAUUAAUCAUAACUAAUUGUAGCAAAAUGCUUUUCUUUUUUUAAUGCCAUCUGGUGGCCAUGAGAAGUAAUAAGAUAUUGAUAAUAAUGUUUUAAUAAGAUUUUUUAAAUGUGACCUGGACAA
Messenger RNA from Cyprinus carpio (common carp), 2758 nucleotides. It is a transcript of the gene hrh2a, whose product is annotated as histamine receptor H2a. Gene Ontology annotation, biological process: chemical synaptic transmission; G protein-coupled receptor signaling pathway, coupled to cyclic nucleotide second messenger. Gene Ontology annotation, molecular function: G protein-coupled serotonin receptor activity; neurotransmitter receptor activity. The record is from RefSeq and is a predicted model, not a curated record. Gene Ontology annotation, cellular component: dendrite; membrane. NCBI's taxonomy places the organism in Eukaryota, Metazoa, Chordata, Actinopteri, Cypriniformes, Cyprinidae.